Talaromyces rugulosus is the source of this 1287-nucleotide messenger RNA. RefSeq lists its product as uncharacterized. The coding region runs from base 1 to 1287 and encodes 428 amino acids. Gene Ontology annotation, molecular function: sterol binding. Lineage: Eukaryota; Fungi; Ascomycota; Eurotiomycetes; Eurotiales; Trichocomaceae. The record is from RefSeq and is a predicted model, not a curated record. Gene Ontology annotation, biological process: endocytosis; piecemeal microautophagy of the nucleus; maintenance of cell polarity. Gene Ontology annotation, cellular component: intracellular membrane-bounded organelle; membrane; cytosol. The transcript is spliced from 6 exons.
AUGGCUGCCAGCACAGACCCCAAGUCUGGUGCUGUCGACCAGCCCCAGGACGACUCCUCCAAGCUUAAGACGUUUCUGGGUAUCCUGCGCAAAUUUGUUGGAGUCGCCGACAUUGCCUCUGUUCGCUUUUCGCUUCCAGCACAGCUCAUGGAACCCACUCCAAACCUUGAAUACUGGAACUAUCUGGACCGACCUGAGACGUUUGCUAGCAUCGGGACAUCCGACGAUGAGGUAGGCCGUAUGCUCGAGGUUCUGCGAUUCUGGUUCACAAAAGAUUUGAAAUAUGUUAAGGGCAAGCCGUGCAAACCAUACAACUCCACGCUGGGAGAAUUCUUCAGGGCUUAUUGGGAUAUCGAUGAGUUGAAGCAGCCGAUACUCGAGGGAGCGGACAAUAAUACGAAUGGGUCAGCUGCCAAACCCGAACACAAUAACGUCCCCGCCAAAGUCUGUUAUCUCACCGAGCAAACAUCGCACCACCCGCCAGUGUCAGCAUUCUAUAUUGAUUGCCCCGAACAAGGUGUCUCGGCGCGAGGAUUCGAUCAGAUUAGUGCGAAAUUCACAGGGACGAGCAUACGCGUGGGCCCGGGCCAGCACAACCUGGGCAUCUUUGUGACCUUGGAAAGUCGCGAUAAUGAGGAGUACCAGCUUACGCACCCAGCAGCCCAUCUAGGAGGCUUUUUGCGAGGCACCCUGUCGAUCAGCGUCGCAGACACCUGCUACGUGACCUGCCCGAAAACUCGCAUCAAGGUCAUUCUCCAUUAUCUCGAGGAAGGCUGGGUUGGUCGAGCGCAAAACCGUGUCGAGGGUGUCAUUUUCCGGUAUGACCCAGCCAAUGACAACAAAACCAAAAUCAAAGACGUCCCUCAAAGCGAUGUGCUAGCGCGCAUUAGUGGAUGCUGGCGCGAGCAAAUAUACUAUACCUUGGCAGGCUCGUCGGAGCAGAAACUGAUCAUCGACCUUGUCCCGCUAUUCCCAUCUGCCAAAGUCGUUCCUCCCGAAGAGCAGCAACUCAGCAACGAAUCUCGAAAGUUUUGGUCACAGGUGACCACUUCUAUCUUGGAUAAACAGUACGGCCAAGCAACCAAAUACAAACAGGAAAUCGAAGAGCGUCAACGAGAAAAAGCCGCUGCCCGAAAGGAACGCAACGAAGACUGGACGCCCAGAUUCUUUACCGGCGCGGUGACACCCCUCGGGAAACCAGAUCUCACCGAUGAAGGGAGGAAAGUUCUAGCCUUGCUUCACAAGGGAGAGUAUCAGCUCGAAGAAAGCACUACCACCGCGGCAUAA